AUGAGCUAAAGCUGCAAUCAAUCCAUCAAAACUAACAAAUAAGGUUUUAACAAAUAUUUCUGUUUCUUUAUCUUAUAUAAAAUCUUUGAAAUAGGGUAACUAUCUAACACUUUGAUCAUUUUGACUAAUUGUUAAUAAUUCUAAUCUAAGAUCUUUUUCUGGAAUGAAAUGCUAUUCUCCAUUUUCAAAAGUNAAAAGUAAGAAAAGCCUCCUGCCAAAAAUUAUUUAGACUUAUCUAAUAAACCUAUUCCUCUAAAUUCUACUUUGAUUCAUUUCGAAGUUUGUAUAAAUCGUUAAAAAUCACAUUAAUUUUGUACAAAACAUGAUGAACUGCGAUAUGCAAAAUUAAAUCAUGAAUUUAAGGAAGAUAACUUGCUUGUUAUUAUUAUAAAAUUCUCUAGUUGUAGAGGCUGCUAUUCCAAAUUCAUAUUGUGUAGUUAACCAUUAAAAUAUUAAGACAUCCAUAGGUGCGUUUGAAAUUACUCAUUUAAGUAAUACAUUUAUAUCUAAAAAUAAGAUCAAAUAAUUUACUCUAAAAAAAACACAGGUUUGUUUCCUGCUGUAGCUCCAACAGUAGAAAGAAUAAAAAGAUUUCUUAAUGAUCUAUAAAAUGGAAAAGACCAACUUUUUAAGCUUACAUGAAAAUGAAAGAAGAAGAAUUUGCCAAAUAAGAGGCAAUUAGAGAAGAAAAUGA
Molecule: messenger RNA, 694 nt
Organism: Paramecium sonneborni
Lineage: Eukaryota; Ciliophora; Oligohymenophorea; Peniculida; Parameciidae
Source: the annotation of a GenBank genome assembly